This is a messenger RNA of Fundulus heteroclitus (mummichog), 2015 nucleotides long. Its product is annotated as perforin-1. Bases 162 to 1880 code for a protein of 572 amino acids. Lineage: Eukaryota; Metazoa; Chordata; Actinopteri; Cyprinodontiformes; Fundulidae. The record is from RefSeq and is a predicted model, not a curated record. The transcript has 3 exons.
GUGAACUUUUAUUGUAGGUGUGAAAAUAGCUACUAAAUAAGACUGCUUUUAAUAAACGUGUAAAAUUUGCUGGUGAUAUCACUCAGCCUUGGCAUCAACAUGACUAGAUAAGGGAGAAAUUUGAAACAACUGUGUCGAACGUUCCAACGUCUACAGUGAAGAUGCCAAUUCCUUGGCAGUUCAUGCUCCUGUUUUGGAUGUGGAUUCCUCCUGGCAUUUUAUCCACUUUGAGCUUUGUUGGUUCACCACAGGAAUGUGAAAAGGCUCACUUUGUUCCUGGUUACAACCUGGGUGGAGAAGGCUUUGACAUUGUAACCAUGGAGAGGAAGGGAGCCUAUGUCAUUGACACCGAAACGUGGAACCUUGGAAAUGGCACUUGCAAGCUAUACAGAAACAGCUACAUGGCUGGAGAGAACCAGAAGAUCCCAGUUGCUGUGGUGGACUGGAGAAACCUCCCAAAGUGCACCAUGAAGGUCUCCAACACACUCUACGAUUCUGUUGAAUCUCUCAUCAAAGACUCCACAUCAUCUGUGUCCAACGAUUGGAAAAUUGGUCUUAAUGUCUCUUUAGAUGAUUCAGUAGCUGUUAGUCGCUGCUUUGGAGGAUCACACUCCAGGGUCUCUCAAUUCGGCAUGACAAAAUCCAAACAGGACCGCUACAACUUUGCCCGCCAAUCUGUUAAUUGUAACUUCUAUAGGUACAGAAUCAAAACAGAUCCUCCUUUGAGUCCUGACUUUCUAUCAGCUGUGAACUCCCUUCCCCCAUAUUCUUCUGCAAAUGUGUCACCGUAUCGCAGCUUGAUCAACAGUUUCGGCACUCAUUACAUCACACAGGUUUAUCUAGGAGGGGAAAUAACAGCAACAACAGCCUUUCAGACCUGCAAGGCAACAAUGAGUGGAUUAACAGCAACAGAAGUUAGCGACUGUUUGUGGACUGAAGCUUCACAAAACUUUGCUAAUGUUUCUGAUUCUACUGCCAUGAUGAAACACUGCCAAGCAAAGAAAAAGAAAAUGAACUCUAGUCAAAGUUUCAACUCACAAUUUAAUGAGCGUAUCACAGAGGUUAUUGGUGGAAAUGAAAUUGGAGUUGCACUUUUCCAAAAGGGUUCAGACUCUGCUGUCAAUGACAAAUGGUUAAACUCUCUUAAGAUCACACCUGAUGUAGUGCAGUAUAACUUAAAUCCACUGCACCUGAUACUCCCAAAGAACCAUCAUGCGAGAAAUGGACUUCAAAGAGAAGUGGAAAGGUACAUCUUGAAAAAUGUAGUGCUGAAAAAAUGUUCUGAAUCCUGUCCAAUUGGACACAGGUCCAGCAAGAGAGAUCCCUGUGAUUGUGUGUGUAACAGUAACCAGAAUAUCAAGUCAAACUGCUGUCCCGCAGGGAAAGGACUCGCAACAUUGAAGGUCUACAAACUUUAUGCAAAUAAUCUGUAUGGAGACAGGUGGACUGAGACAGAUGGUUCAGUGGAGGUUAAGUACGGUGACCAGAUAAAGCGCACCAAAAUAAUCAGUAAUAAUGACAAUCCUAGGUGGCCUGAAAAAUUUGAUUUUGGACCCAUUGUCAUCAAUAUGCAGAAUAAGCUUACAUUUUCUGUUUAUGACGAGGAUACAUAUUGGAACAGUGAUCGCCUUGGUGUGUGCUCCUUCGAUCUCCGUAAAGGGCUUGUGAAAGACACCUGCAUGUUUAAUCAUGGUACAUUCUUCUUUACUUACUUGGUGGAGUGUGCACCGAGCCUGGGUGGUAGCCGGUGUGAUGAGUACCUUCCCUCCCCAAUGAAUCCCUCUCUGGACAAAGUGUUUUACACCAGAAAUGGGGUUCUGCUCGGAGAUUUGAUGAAGUUUUGGAAGCCAGGCACUCUUUCAGCCUUAGGCCAAUUGUGAGAGGAUGUAAGGAGCACAGCAAAUGCAAUCGCUUGUAGUUUGUGCUGUUGUUUUCUUUAAAAAUUCUUUUUAAAUGCUAUCUGAUAAUCCUUGUUAUGUUUCUUUCAUAUCUGCAAAGCCUUGCAAUAAAGCAUC